Messenger RNA from Colletotrichum gloeosporioides, 561 nucleotides. RefSeq lists its product as uncharacterized. The record is from RefSeq and is a predicted model, not a curated record. Bases 1 to 561 code for a protein of 186 amino acids. The transcript is spliced from 2 exons. Lineage: Eukaryota; Fungi; Ascomycota; Sordariomycetes; Glomerellales; Glomerellaceae.
AUGAAGUCCGUUCUUGUUGACUCAGCCCUGAGGCUGAAGGGUGCCUCUGAGAUUGAGAGGAAGGACUAUCGGGGAACUAGAUUCUUGAGGGCAGCAUUCACGAUCUACGACGGUGCCAGCUUCCUAGUCCCGGGCGGUGGCGCAGAAAUCAGACACAUUGAAGAACUUAUUCAAGCCCUCAACUACCAGAUCCAAAAUCCAAUUCGUUAUAACGACUCCCCCCAAAUCGGCACUCCUAUCAACGCCAUUCUAGACUGGCCUAUGUCUACCAAGGCGGAGUUCGCUGCAUUCAUCCGGGACGAUGUUAACCAGGUAUUCAAACACAUGCUGGUCUAUUGGGGCCAGUUCCUUACCACGAGGAAGUCAGUCGACCCAGUAACGACUGCCGAAGGAGGCUGGCUGGCACCCGUAGCCCAGACCCAGGAGGCUGGGUUGAAGAACUUCCUGGACACAUGUCUUUCCAGACCCGAACGACCCCAUUCAUUACGGCUUCACUUCAUGGGACCAAUUCUUCACUCGCGACUUCAAGAUAGGCCCCUGGCCGCUCGCGUGCCCGCGUGA